Closterium sp. Naga37s-1 is the source of this 1884-nucleotide messenger RNA. The record is from the annotation of a GenBank genome assembly. Lineage: Eukaryota; Viridiplantae; Streptophyta; Zygnematophyceae; Desmidiales; Closteriaceae.
AUGUCAGGGCGUCACGCGCUUGGCGGUGCGUCCCGCCUCCCGUUCCCUUCUAUCCUUCCCUCCUACCCCUGCUCUCCUUCUUUCCUCCACUUCCCUCCUCUCCUUCCCUCCUCUACUUCCCUUCUCUCCUUCCCUCCUCUACUUCCCUUAACUCCUUACCUUCUCCCCUUCCCUUCUCUCCUACCCUCCUCCCCUUCCGAUCUCUCCUUCCCUCCUCCGCUUCCCGUCUCUCCUUCCCUCCUCCCCGUCCCUUCUCUCUUUCCUUCCUCCCGUUCCCUUCUCUCCUACCCUCCUCCCUGCUGUUGGGAAUUCUCCCAACCUCUUUCCCAUUUCGGCACAGUCACACGCCGAAACGCCCUCCCUCGGUUCCCCCUGCUAUCAUCCCCCGCCGUCCCUGAUUCCAACACUUAUAUACGACUCGGUAGCAGCAGCGGCCGCACCACCAUCGCCACCAGCACCGUCAACGGCAUUCGCAUAGUCAAGUUCGUUCCAAUCCAAGCAUCUCUCGCAGACCCCUCCCCUCACUCUCCCUCGUCUUCCCACUCCUCUCCUCACUCCUCCCCACCACUCUCCUCCUCCUCUUCCCCCGCCUCCUCCUCCGCCGCCUCCCCGCGUUUUUCCGCUCCCGCCGCCAAAUCCAUCGGUAGGGGCAGGCAGGCAGUCGCCGCGGCGCCUGACGGCGGCACGACAGAGACGGUUGUCGGGCCGCGGUUCGAGUUCGUGUCGUCUCCACCGUACGAUCGGCAGCGGAGAGCGCGGGAGCCGUCGGUGGAGGAGAUGCGGGAGGUGCUGCUGGGCGGCGAGGUGGGGCAAGCUUUGGACGGAAAUGCGGCCAGGGCGGGGCCGAGUCCCGUGGCUGAGCUGUCAUACGAGCUUGUGCAAGGCGCACUGGUGCGUUGGUCGGAGGACCGAUCUCGCCGCCAGCCCCCGCCCCCCACAGCAGUGCUCAUUCACGGCAUCCUAGGCAGCGGCAAGAACUGGGGCUCCUUUGCAAGAAGGCUAGCCACUGAAUUCCCCGCAUGGCAGUUCCUGUGUGUGGACCUGCGGUGUCAUGGGGCCUCCACAGCAGCAUCAAGGCACCUGGGACCACACUCGGUACACUCUGCUGCUAAGGACGUGCUACACCUGAUGGGUCGUCUCCGCAUCACUCCCCGCAUUCUCAUAGGCCACAGCUUUGGCGGCAAAGUGGCUUUAAGCAUGAUAGACCAAGCAGCCAAGCCCAUGCCCAGCGCUAUCAAGGUGUGGGUGUUGGACGCCACACCGGGCAAAGUGAGGGCAGGGGGCGAUGGGGAGGACCAUCCAGCCGACCUAAUUGAUGCUCUCAGAGGCAUGCCGCCCCUGAUUCUGGAUCGCAGCGAGGUGGUGAACUCUCUCCUCUCGCAGGGCUUCUCCAAGCCCAUCGCACAGUGGAUGACUACCAACCUGUCCAAGACGCACCUGCCUUCACUAGAUCUCAUUCAGGACCUGCUUCCUUCACAGCAGCAGCAGCAUGAAGAGGCAGCGAGGGUGGCUAGUAGGGGGCAGGCGGCAUAUGGGUGGGCGUUUGAUCUGGAGGGGAUUUCUCAGAUGUACUCGUCGUAUGAGAGGAAAAACCUGUGCUUUCAGCCCACCAUGCAGUCACUCUUUGGCUCUGACAGGAGCGUCUUCAGUGACAAUAUGAAGCGGGUCGUUGCUACGCUUUACACCAACCUCGUAAAGAGGAAGAGCAAGCAGUACGACGAUGAGGUGCUCGCACAGUUCUUCCUCAUGAACAAUGUGCAUUACAUUGUGGAGUGCAUGGUCAAUGGCAAUCUAAAGGAGGUGGUGGGGGAGGAGUGGAUCUGCCAACAGCAUUCUGUCGUGGAGCACCAUGCCAAGGCGUAUCUUCGGUUGUCAUGGAGAAAG